This is a messenger RNA of Entrophospora sp. SA101, 1017 nucleotides long. NCBI's taxonomy places the organism in Eukaryota, Fungi, Glomeromycota, Glomeromycetes, Entrophosporales, Entrophosporaceae. The record is from the annotation of a GenBank genome assembly.
AUGGGGCUGGUAUUAGUAGGCUGGUAUCGAAGUAACAUCUCAACUAUUUCAAAUUCGGUUAUUACUCAAGCUGAUAUUACAAAACAACAAGCAAUGCAAAUACCACAUCCAAAUGCUGCUGGUAUUAUCAUUUCAAUAUCCACAACAGGAUUUCCCUCACUAGGUCCAAAAGGACAAAUAUCAGACGGAAUGACUAAUACGUUUUAUGUUUUUAGAACAACUGAAAAUACUGUCAUUAGUAACUUUGAAACUAUUAAUACAUCAUCACAAGGUACCAAACCUAAAAAUGGUAAAAUAUGGAAAGGAAAAGGCAAGGAAUUGCCCAAGACAAUUCUUCGUGAAUCCAAGCAGGUAUAUAAUGGACAAGUAUUGGAUUGCGAGAAUAGAAUUGGCCAAAAGGUAUUUGUUGACUCACAGUAUGAAUCGUUUCUUAUGAAUUUUUUGAGGAAAUCAGUAGUACAGAUUGAUAGGUCGGUGGAUCAAGAUUUUAGAUCAUUGUCAUUUGCAAAAUAUCAUGCUAAAAUGUUAAUAAAAAAGGAAAUGAAAAAAAAUAACCCAUCAGAAUUUGAUAUAAUUAAAUGGCUUAACAUGAAAUCGUCGCUAGUGAGUCAAGAUAUAAUAAAUCAGGAUACCACAAUAAAUUGUUCUACUACAUUAAAUGAUGUUAAUGGUGAUGUUGGUAACGAUGGUGUUGACAACAACAAUGAUGACGGCAAUGAUUUAAUGUCUAUAGAUACAAAUGGUCCUGAUACACUAUUGGGGUAUAAAUUAUCAGGACAUUUUAAAGAAUUUGGUAUAACCAAAAACGAAUUUGAUUUAAUGAAUGAAAAAUCUGAAACAAACAAUGAAUCUUCUACAAAUAACUUGGCACCCACUACUACAUCCGUUGUUAAAGAAUCAUCGCUAUCAUCCUCGUCUUCAUCAACUUCAACUGCAGCUGCCAUAGAAAAACGAGUUAUAAGAAAAACCAUUCCAAGACGUUUCACACAGAUCAAUGGUCUAUUGACAAACAUAUGA